Molecule: messenger RNA, 2259 nt
Organism: Trematomus bernacchii (emerald rockcod)
Lineage: Eukaryota; Metazoa; Chordata; Actinopteri; Perciformes; Nototheniidae
Gene: coq8ab
Product: coenzyme Q8A, genome duplicate b
Exons: 15
Coding region: 207-1886 (559 amino acids)
Biological process (GO): ubiquinone biosynthetic process
Cellular component (GO): extrinsic component of mitochondrial inner membrane
Molecular function (GO): kinase activity
Source: RefSeq, a predicted model, not a curated record
CCCCGGAUGUAAACUUGACCUCAUGGUUAUUAUUAUACAUCCAUGAUUGCCUCGCGGUCCUUUUAGCUUCACCUGUGUCCUUCAGGGUCGCGCGCUGAGGUGUUUAUGAGGAACAGGAGUCAGAUGAAGGUGAACAGGGGCUCGCGCUGCACCAUGCAGUCUGCACGCGCACGGACCACUGUUGUUGUGAAGCUCGACUGAGCAGCAUGGAGCUGUUCGGCUGGAUGAAGGCGGCCGGCAGAGCGACUCCAGGUGGCCUGAAGAGGGCCGGGAACCAGAGGCUGGACAACAUGAACCAGAGGCUGGUCCACAUGCAUCCCAGCGCCGGGUCAGCGAGGGAGGCGUUGAUGAAGCCCAGAUGUGCAGCUUUUUCCUCUUUCUGCGGCGGAGCAGCGAGCGAUAACCGUCUGAAACAUCUCAGAGAGGCGUCGGCGAUGUUCUCCGGACACACGAGGUCCUUCACCUCCGACAACUCGGACAACUCAGGAAACAUCAAGGGAACCGUGAAGCCGCACAAACAAGUGCUGAGUGACCGCUCGAGAGAGAGGAAGGUUCCCGUCACUCGGAUCGGACGCCUCUUCAACUUUGGAGGUCUGGCGGUCGGACUGGGUUUCGGAGCGAUCGCUGAAAUGGCGAAGAAGAGUUUCCAGCCUCAACAGAAAGGAGCUCUGAGCUCGAGUGCCUUUCUGUCCGAAGCGAACGCUCAGAGAAUCGUUCGGACGCUCUGCAAAGUGCGAGGAGCCGCGCUGAAGAUCGGGCAGAUGCUCAGCAUUCAGGACGACGCUGUCAUUAACCCUCAGUUGGCCAAAAUCUUCGAGCGAGUUCGACAGAGCGCUGAUUUCAUGCCCCCCGGACAGAUGAUGAAAGCCGUGGGCAGCGACCUCGGUCCUGAUUGGAGGAGCCGUCUGGAGUUCUUCGAGGAGAAACCGUUCGCGGCAGCGUCGAUCGGGCAAGUCCACGCCGCCAGGAUGAAGGACGGACGAGACGUCGCCAUGAAGAUACAGUACCCCGGCGUGGCUCAGAGCAUCGACAGCGACGUGAACAACAUCAUGACGGUUCUGAAGCUCAGCAACAUGCUGCCUGAGGGUCUGUUUCCGGAGCACAUGAUCGAGGUGAUGAGCAGGGAGCUCGCUCUGGAGUGUGAUUACCUUCGAGAGGCCGAGUGCGCCAGGAAGUUCCAAGAGCUCCUGAAGGACGACCCGUACUUCUACGUCCCGGACGUGGUCCCGGAGCUCAGCGGGUCUCACGUCCUCACCACGGCUCUGGUGCCCGGAUUCCCUCUGGACCGAGCCGUCGACCUGAGCCAGGAGCUCCGGGACGAGAUCUGUGAGCAGAUCCUGAAUCUGUGCCUCAGAGAAUUGUUCGAGUUCAGAUACAUGCAGACGGACCCCAACUGGUCCAACUUCUUCUUCGACCCUCAAGCUCAUAAGGUUGCUCUGCUGGACUUUGGAGCCACGAGAGGAUUUGAUAAAAGCUUCACCGACGCCUACAUCGAGAUCAUUAAUGCAGCGGCUCACAACGACAGAGAAGGAGUUCUGAAGAGAUCCAGAGAGAUGAAGUUCCUCACAGGAUACGAGUCCAAGGUGAUGGAGGAGGCUCACGUGGAGGCGGUGAUGAUUCUCGGGGAAGCGUUCUCCUCCACGGAGCCGUUUGACUUCGGCUCUCAGAAGACGACGGAGCGGAUCCACAGUCUGAUCCCCGUGAUGCUGAGGGAGCGCCUCACCCCCCCGCCCGAGGAGACCUACUCUCUGCACCGCAAGAUGGCCGGGUCCUUCCUCAUCUGCUCCAAGCUGAGGUCCCGCAUCUCCUGCAACAACAUGUUCAGAGAGGCAUACGAGAAGUACUGGAGGGACGCCAAGUCUGAGCAGAGCUCUGCAUCUGAAUGAAGCUUUGUUAAUACAAGUUAAAUAAGCAAAGAAACUCCAGUCAGGAAUACAGAGACACGAGGAGGUCAAAGGUAUGAUAAUACAAAUAAAUGCAAUAAAAUAAAUAAUGAAAAAUGAAAUAAGAUGACGCUAACUCUCCGGAGAUCUCUGGAUAAUCUCUUUACUGCUGAUAUCCUAUGUUCACUGAUACAAGUACAUGAACUCUGAACGUGUGCAUCAUGUUUCCCUCCAGACUAACGUGGACUUUUUAAAGUUGUGCGUGAAGAUUUGUACUUAUAGUUUGCAGCCUGGUUAUUGCAGGAGCAGUUUGGUGUUUUUGUCCCUAAUCAAGUGAACUGAUAUGAGUACAUAAAUAAAUCUGAAUGUCUCAAUG